Schizophyllum commune H4-8 is the source of this 1347-nucleotide messenger RNA. RefSeq lists its product as uncharacterized. Bases 42 to 1187 code for a protein of 381 amino acids. The transcript has 4 exons. Lineage: Eukaryota; Fungi; Basidiomycota; Agaricomycetes; Agaricales; Schizophyllaceae. The record is from RefSeq and is a predicted model, not a curated record.
CAGCACCCACCCCGCCUAGUCUCAACAAGUCCCCAUCCUUCAUGAACCGCCUCAGUAGUCCGUUCGCAAAAUCCAAACGCGACACCCCUCCGUCCUCGCCGAAGACCACCGCGCCGCCCACGCCCAGCGCUCUGUGCCCGUCCGAAAGCGAGGCCUCGCUCUCCGAUUGUCCCAAGGACUUGGAGACCCUCCCGCCCAAGAAGAAAAGCCCAUUCUUCCGUUCGACGCAGGCCAGCGUUGAGCGAGCACUGGACAGACUGCUCGAGUACGGCCCCGGCUUUGCCAAAACUGCCCUCGUCUUGUCUCCGGAGCUUCUGAAGGUUGUCCCGGUACCGGGCGUCGCAGAGAUGGCGCGCACGCUCGUUAGCAUCUGGCAGGAAACACAGCGCCUUGAUAUCAACCGCGACGCGUGCUAUAACCUCGUCGUGGGUUGCGCCGGCUUCCUCACGACUAUACGCCAGCAGGUCGACCAAAUAUCGGACCCGAGAGGCGCUGCCAUCCUCGAUGGUGCUGUCCAGGAGAUCAUAAAAAAAUUCGACGCCAUCCAAGCAUACCUCAUCGAGAUCAAUAACUACUCAAGCUUCAGGGCCUUCGCUGAACGCGAUAGAAUCGCGCGUCGCAUCAACGAGCUGAGAAAUGAUCUGCAUCAGGCCAAUUUGGGAUUCAACAACACCGUGCAAGUCUCCAUGAUAUCGCACAUUCAGGGCCUGACCACGGCAUGCGGCAUCGUACCCAUGUCGACUUCCAGAUCUGCGCAGUCUGUGCGUAGCGAGCUCGACAAGGGCCUCAGCCAGUCCGACUCGUGCCUCCGCGGCAUGGGCAUGACGCCGUCGCCGUCGAGCGACUCGGUCGGCGACGCCGCACCCAACAAGCAGCCAGCCCUGAACAUCUCCUUCGCCGCCGCCGGCUGGUCCGACGGCGCGCUCCCGACGCGCGUCACGGACGCGAAGCAGACGUACACAUCCAUGACGCUGUCGCCCAACCAGAUCGAGCGCGUACUUACCCGGCUGCGCGCGCCGGUGGAGGUGGGCGGGGCGGGUUAUAACGAGGAGCAGAUCUGUCGGGAGCUGGCGGAGUUGAGGUUGUUUAUGUCGAGGGCGGGGAAUAUUCAGGGCAGGCUGUUGGCGUUGCUGGAGGAGGAGGGGUCGCAGAUUCCGGGUGCGCUGAGAGCGUUGCAGUUGCUGUAGGCGGGGAUGGGACGCACAGCGGCGUUCGAGCGAAUGGCUUCACGGCCGUCUGGUUUCUGGACUUGAAGGAAUGGAUACUGCGCGAAAAAAUACAUACUAUACCCUACUGUCUUUUUACAGGGAAAUCGGGCCUCGUAUACAAUGCGUGUCGAAUGCCUCC